Glarea lozoyensis ATCC 20868 is the source of this 1209-nucleotide messenger RNA. Its product is annotated as alpha/beta-Hydrolase. The record is from RefSeq and is a predicted model, not a curated record. NCBI's taxonomy places the organism in Eukaryota, Fungi, Ascomycota, Leotiomycetes, Helotiales, Helotiaceae. Bases 1 to 1209 code for a protein of 402 amino acids. The transcript has a single exon.
AUGCUUCAAACUUUAGUUGUCAUUUGUCUUGCUCUAGCUAGCAGAGUCACUGCGACGCCUACAUUCAGCCUCUUCCCUGGCACAAUCUUCGAACAGUUCCCAGGUUUCGAAGGUGCCACCAUCUUGACCUCUCAAGGAGGCCAUGCAAAAUGUGUUCGAGGAAACCUCAAUGUUCAAACCUCUUCUUCCAAUGUUAAACUCAAUUAUGAUGGACCAUCUUCACAGCUUGCUUUAACGGAGCUUGUACUUGAAAAUCUUCAAGUCAACAGUCCACUCUCGGCUUCCGUCGUCGGCGCCAAAACUCAAGUCAGCGGCUCGUACAAGAUUAACAGUCAAAUUUGCUGGCCAUCCAGUGGUAGCAUGAAUGCUAGCUCUAUUCAAUUUCUGACUCAUGGUGUUGGAUUCGACAAAAGUUACUGGGAUUUCUAUUCUAGCGAUUACAGCUAUAUCGACUUUAUGGCCGAGCAAGGUUAUACAACAUUCUCUUAUGACCGUCUCGGUGUGGGCGCUUCAGCUCAUCCAGAUCCAAUUCAAGUCGUGCAAGCUCAGAUGGAAGUCGAAGUCGCGCACACAUUGAUUCAAGGUCUGCGAUCUGGUUCUUAUUGCACAACCAAAUUCCAAAAAGUCAUCGGUGUUGGCCAUUCCUUAGGAAGCAUUCUCACCACCGGCGUCGCCAGUCAAUAUCCAGCAGAUCUCGACGCCGCUGUUCUCACAGGCUUCAGUAUCGACGCAGCAGGCUUCCCAGUCUUCUUCGCUGGCUUGAACCUCGUAAUAGCUAAAGAGAACAACCCUCUUCGUUUUGGACUUCUCCAAAACGGCUAUAUCGUCUCCGACACCAAAGUCAGCAACCAAUUCGGUUUCUUCCGCUAUCCAAACUUUUCGCCCGCGGUUCUCGACGCGUCUGAGAGAGUUAAGCAAACCCUCUCGAUUGGAGAGUUCUUCACGAAUGCCAUGGUCCUGGCUCCGGCCCCUGAGUUCACCGGCCCUAUCGAUGUCGUAGACGGCGAGAAUGAUCUUCCAUUUUGUCAGAGUAACUGUUUGAAUAAUGGGAAUAGAGCGGCGGAGGUCAAGGGUGCGUUGUUCCCGGCUGCGAGUGCGGGAAGUGAUAGUUAUAUACUUAAGGGAGCUGGUCAUGGGUUGAAUCUGCAUUAUGGGGCGAAGGAUGCUUAUAAGCAUAUCGCCGGAUUUUUGGCAAAAAAUGGUUAUUAA